Molecule: messenger RNA, 741 nt
Organism: Sclerotinia borealis F-4128
Lineage: Eukaryota; Fungi; Ascomycota; Leotiomycetes; Helotiales; Sclerotiniaceae
Source: the annotation of a GenBank genome assembly
AUGAAGUUCGCUCAGUCCUUGGUUUCUUUGGUCUUCGCAACAGCUGCUGUUGCCUCACCUACUCCAGUCCUCAGGAAGAGAGCUACAACAGUCUGUGGACAAUGGGACUCUGUUGCGACCGGAACUUAUACUGUCUACCAAGAUCUUUGGGGUAUUUCCGGUUACACCGGUUCCCAAUGCACAACUGUCACUUCAGACACGAGUAAUUCUCUUGCUUGGUCUACCAGUUGGUCGUGGUCGGGAGGAUCUUCUCAAGUAAAGUCUUAUGCGGAUGCAGGACUUACUAUGGCAGCUAAGCAGGUCUCUGCCAUUUCGACCAUCCCAAGUACAUGGAAGUGGAGCUACACUGGCUCUAACAUCGUUGCCGAUGUAGCCUACGAUCUCUUCUCCUCUUCUACUGUCUCUGGUAGUGCCAAUUACGAGAUCAUGAUCUGGCUCGGUGCCCUUGGCGGUGCAGGACCAAUCUCGUCAACUGGGUCACCUGUCGCAACCCCAACACUGGCCGGAGUCUCGUGGAAACUCUACUCCGGACGCAACGGUGCCAUGACGGUCUAUUCUUUCGUCGCUUCCAGCACAGUCAAUAGCUUCUCUGGUGACUUGAAGGCAUUCCUUACAUACUUAGUCUCAAACCAGGGAUACCCAUCCAGCCAAUAUCUUCAAUCCAUUCAAGCUGGUACCGAGCCAUUCACUGGAACCAACGCUGUCUUCAAGACCACAGCUUACACCGUCUCCAUGAGCUAG